UUUGGGGUUUUUGGGGGUCGGGGCGUGUGCAACACAUAUGAUGAUGUCCUUGGACUCACGUGUUCAAUGAAGAUUUAUUCCUCGGUGAUUUCGCGCAUCGAUCGGCCGAUGGUGCCGCUCCGUUGUCCCCGCACUUAGGUCAUUCUGUGUGAAUGUGAAGGUGCUGCGACUGAGCGCAUUGUUUCCAGCUCCCGUUGCAUGUGUGGGAUUUCCAGCCACGAUGUCUGCAACAUUUCGCUCUUUGUUUCUGGUUCUACUCGGCCUACUCUCAGUGGGUGCCCAGACGGAGAUGAAGAAGGUUGUUGGGGACAAUGCCACCUUACCAUGCCACCACCAGUUCCAAUCGACCGGCUCUCUUGACAUUGAGUGGCUACUGCAGAAACCGAAGUCCAAACAGAAAGUGAUCAUUAACUUCUUUGGGGGCCAGGUAUACACCAACGAGGCGACAGGCAGUGAGGCCAGUCGUCUGUCCUUUGCAGGGGAAUAUCUGGGAGGAGACGCUUCCCUGCUGAUCAGUGACCUGCUGCUGACCGACUCUGGUGAAUACCACUGUAAAGUCAAGACAGGGGGGAAGUACCUCUGGUGCCAUGUCAACCUCAUUGUGCUGGUCAAGCCUUCCAAGCCAACGUGCCAGAUGGACGGCAAACCCCUGGAGGGCAGUGACGUCAAGCUGAGCUGCAAGUCCAGCAAUGGUUCAGACCCUAUCAGCUACAAGUGGGAGCGAGUGCUGGGCAAAGGCAAGAGUCUGGGCAAACUGCCAAACCUGGCACUGAUAGAUCUGAAGAACCCAGAGAUUGUGACCCUCAGGAAUCUCACCAUGGACAGCACAGGUGUCUACAGGUGCACGGCCAGCAAUGACGUGGGAGAGGAGAACUGCACAAUAGAGGUCCCAAUGCAUGAGAGGGAUAUGCAGGUCGCAGGUGCAGUGGCGGGAAUCUCCCUCGGUCUCCUCAUCCUCGGUGUUGUCAUAUUAAUCAUCUGGCUCUACCUCCGGAAGAAAGAGAAGAAGAAGUACGAGGAGGACGAGACUCCCAACGAGAUCAGGGAGGAUGCAGAGGCUCCAAAGGCUAAGCUGGUCAAGCCCAACUCCUUGUCCUCUUCCCGCUCCGGCAGCUCACGCUCCGGCGCUUCUUCCACCCAGUCCAUGGUGCACAACAGCGUCCAGCGCGGCCAACGUCCCCGCCCACCUGCUGUAGCAACCCUGAAGGAAAAUGGACAGCCUCCAGGCUUCCCUCAGUCCCCUCCAGCCUACAAUGCAGUGAUGCCCCCCAAGACCCCCGAGCCCCCCAUCACUCCCAAAUUCAACUCUAGGAACAUGUCUGGGCCCACACCCCCAACCCUUAUGGUCCCCGCUCAGACCAAGGCCUUUCAGACUGUGUAGGACUGAAAGCCAAUCACUUCCUGCAGCCAUGUGAGACUACCAUCCCUGCCCAAGCCCCCAAAUCCCCCUCUCAAAGACUCUUCCAUGAACACAGAAAUGCAAUUAGAUAAAAGGAUGUUACUAAAAGAAUCAGUACGAGGAGUCCAAAAGAACUUUUAAAGAAUGCUUACUUAUUAGGGAAAAAUAUGACGUGCUUGCCCUCCGCCCCUCCACCACCUUCACCGAGUUACAAAAAAGAAGCAAAACAAGACCUGAGAUGCAACUGUUUGUGUCUCAAAAACAGGCAAAAAAAAAAAGGGCAGAACUUAUUUUCUGAGUUCCUUCUUUUGGCCUUGGGAGACACAGGGAAGCACCAUGUGCAGAGAGGUGGAAGAGAGGCCCCCUCACCGAGCUUUUAUUUAUUCAUCACAUCAAAGGAAUAAGCAUUCAACAGAGAAAAUGGGGGGAAAAGAGGAGGCUGGCCUAGAAAGUGGAUCCAAACUCUACACCAGGUGCUAGUGGAGUUUUACGGCUGUUGAGCUUUACUUGUAAACUAAUACAAGAUGGAUGCCAACAAGAAAAACACGAAAGCUAGUCUUUUUUGUGUGUGUGUGUGGGCCGUGGAGGUAUUGGAGUGAUUCUGUGAUUCAUGUCACUCUGCACCUCCAGCUUACUGCUUCCGCCACCUGCUCUGAAACCACAAACCUCUUUGCCUCCCCUGGGCUCGGCCGACGGUGCCCAUUUAUGUGGACAGUCUUCUCCGCGCUCUCACAGAGAGCACUGCCAGAAACCACAGUGGUCCCGAGACUGACUCCGUUUCAUCUGCUUUGCCGUUCAGCAGGGGAAACUUCAGGUACGAGGGUGUGGCGUUGGCGGUGCAGUCAGAUCGGUGGAGUUGUUAACCCUCCCCACAUCUUCUGUAAACAUCACUUUCUGGUACUGAAUAUAUUCCCUGAAUAGUUAAAUAGUAUAUAUUACGCCUAUAGCGUGUCAUUUAAAUAUAGGGGAUAAGCAUCUAUUAGACCAGCGGGACUUGUUUUGCUUUUGCUUUCAUCUCCCUGUGUUUCUUCUUUCUGAGCAGGUUGUAAAGGGUGAUUGACAGCCAUAUGUCCACUCAUCCAUAUUAAGAAGUGCCACCAAUCCUUAGGAUGGGUUAUUAUUAUUAUUAUUAUUAUUAUUAUUCUUUUUUGUUGUUGUUGUUUUUUUUUACUCAUGCGUUUACCUGCUACAUUUCUGAACCGAAACCAAAAUGGCUCGCCAUGAAUGUGUGAUGUGCAGCGAUGGUGGAUGCCGUUACUUUCAGCCUCCUGUGAGGUAAUGAAUCAAUAUUUCAGCUAAGGCACAAAGAAUUGACCUUGACGUUCAAUUUCACGAAUACUGAAAGCAUGCAUCGAGGAGUAUGAUUCUCUUUAAUUGUAUCGGGUGUGUAUGGCGUCGUUGUCAGUGCUCUCCCUGGAUCCAUAACAAUGGAGCUGUCUCGCCGGAUCACCGGGCGCGGCGCGGUGAUUGGUUGAGCUGUGCUAUCAGCCAAUGCCCCUUUUUUGUCAUAUCCUGAGACAGACCCGGAGCAGUAUGAUUGAAAGCAGCUGAAAAAGGGCAAGUAGCCUAUCUAGUGUGCCUUUGCAACCCCCCCAUCCCUUAGAUGGUUUCUUUCUCAGUCCUUAUCUUCAGCACCCCAGUGAUUACGUCUCUGUUCACAUCCAGUUUUGAGGGUCAACAGCAGCAAAACACCGAAAAGGUACAAUUUCACGUACUUGCCCGAGUAAUAAUAACCGAUGCAGCCUCGGCAGCACACAGUCAAUUAGCCGUAGUGAGAAAGUGGUCCCAUUUCCCGGGACAAUAUUAUGUAUAUUCUGUAAUCAGUCUUGUUUUAUAUUGUACAUACAGAUAGAUAUACGCACAUGAUGUCAUUUAAUUUGAUAAAUAAGGGUAUGGGGAGGAGAGAUUUCCUCUCUCUAAUGAGUCAAAUGAGAAACCAUGUAACAGAUGUUGUGUUCUAAGUGAAUUCACGUAAAGCAUAUAGUAUUAUACCAAAUAGGUGGUUCAAAUGUAGACAAAUGCUCCAUCCAAAGUGAGAAACUGUAUCUUACAACAACAACAAUGAGAUUCAUGGAUUUUAUUGUGAUUGAAAAUAAUUUGACGGGGUGACAUCAGCGUCCUUGAAAAGUCUUGAAAAGCCUCUUCCAGGUUACCACAGAAUUUGAGCUCAUUAUUGACAGUUUAGUCAGCUCAUGAUUAAUAUUUGUAGUGUACUCUGACCUUCAGUACCCAGCUAAAAUGUUCACUUGGGCAUAAGAUAAAUUCCUCUAACAAUGUAAACUCCACAACAUGUUUCCAAGUAAAACAACCAGUCAGACACUCUUACAGGCCCCGUUACACAUCUGUUAAUUAACAGAUGAAUUGCUUUUCUCUCUGCGCCAAUAGAUGGGUUUCACUCUUGUUUUCAUUUUGAGAUCAGAGAUUUCAAUGUGGAUUUUUCAUGUGACUUAACUUUGAGGGAAAUAAUGGGUAAAAGAAUGCCUUUUAUAUUGAACUAGAAAUAGCAGUUCAUUUUUGACCAGGGAAGCUACCGUAUGUGUGUGUGGGUCUGUGUGUGUGUGCGUGCGUGCGUGCAUGCAUGCAUGUUGACGAUGAUGAAUGUAUGUGUGUGUGUGGGUGUGUGCAUGUGUAAAUUCAGUAUAAGCCCUUGGGCCACACCCACACAUUCUCAUGUUAGCCAUUGGAGUGGGUGAGAAGGAUCCAGUCGGGCAAAGUAGCCUCCAUCAGAAUUGAUAUGACAUCCUGAGACGAGUCACGUUCAUAAUUCAUCACCGACCGUCGUCAGCUCUGGAGGCCACUUGUGUGCUCUGUCCCCGCUCUCGCUGUCUCUGAGCGGAGAGCGCACUUGGCCCCCAGUGUAGUGAUGGCAUCCCAAUGCAGAUACGCACACACACAGUCAGGCAAAAGUUGUAUAUGUUAGGGCUGUCAGUAGAUUAAAAAAAAAAAUGAACUAAUUAAUCUCACAUUUUGAAAUUCGUUAAAAGUUUGCAUUUUUUCUGACCAAAUGACUAAAUGAAUGAGUAAUCAGACAGUGUAGCAUUUCAGACACCGUUGUUUAAUUGUGUCUUUCUUUUUUAAACAUUUUUUAAACAUUCUAAACUCAGGCCUAUCAAGUGUCAUCUUAAAAUAAAGGCUCAUCAUGGAUAAUGAACAUGUGUUAACAUGUCCUGAGAAACUAUAGCGCGUUAAUCUCGGCUGUAUUAAUCGCAACCAUUAACGCGUUAACUUUGACAGCCCUAAUACAUAUAUAUACUAACACGUGCCACAGUCAGGUGUGCAUGAACAGUGUGUGCCUCAUGUACUUAAGCAAUGGCACAUGGACACACACACACACACACAUGCACUUUACACAAAUAAAGCCCCAAAUAGCAAUCCUUGCUUUUUCUGCUCCAUCAGAAUCAAUUUGAUGGAUUGAAUGUCGGCUGGUAUUAGGACUGACUGAUGGAAGCAGAAUCCUAAACACAGCACAGAGAGGAGGGACACACUGCACUGCAUUCCCCAGGAGACAUCUGUACACACACACACACACACACACACACAGAGAGCGCAACAAAAGCAGCUACUGUAACAACACACAGAUGUGCAUACACGCAUGCACUCAGACGGGCACUGCUAUGCAUCUUAACAACCUGAGUAGCAUAUGAUUCAAGACUCUUUCCUUUUUCUUUCCUUUUUUUUUUACUGAGAAUCUGCAAGAGAAGUAGCAGGAAUCAGAGGAGGUAUAACAGGAUUGAUAUUGAGCCAGGCCUGUGGGCUGCUGCCAUUGAAAUUCCCUCCGCCACAAAUGGAAGUAGCAGCGAAGGUGGAGGAUGGGAUGCAAGUCUUCCAGCUGCUAAAUUCCUCCAAGCUUUAUGAUUUGCUUUCCAGCAACUGCAAGUCUCAGGUGGCAGAUUCCCCCACUUUAUGAGCCCGCAUGUUGCAUCCCUCCACUCUGUGUGUGUGCGUGUGUGUGUGUGUGUGUGUGUGUGUGCAUUUUGUGGCCUGCUCUUUCCAAAAAAAAAAAAAAUGUAAAAUGCUUUUUGUCAGUUCAGUCGAGGGAGGAAGAGGAGAACGAGAAUCUCACAGCACACCCAAUAUCAUUCUUUAAAAACAGUGUCCAUCAUGUCUUAUUAUCAGCACUCAGACAUGGUUAUCCUGCGCUAUAUGAUAGGAGUAUGAAUCUCAUGUAGCCACGAUGUUUUCUUUAUGUUCUGUUAAGCAGUUUUAUUCCUGACUAAAGCUGUUGAGCAGGGGCAAAGUGACGGCUCAGCCUGGUGUGUAAGGGAAUGUGAUGUAUCAUUACUUUUAUGAGAGGAGAUGGAUGAGACUGACGUCGACCUCGAGAGAGAAAGGAAGCGAAGGCACCUGCAUGUCGUAGGAGAUCGAGCAGAGGAAUGGGAAUGCUUUGCUUUGAUGUAACAUAACUGUAUUAGGCAAAAAGAGAAAAAAACAAAAAAUGAAAAUCUACAAUUGUAAAUAUACUCACAGAAGACGCGUAUGAAGCUUUAUUUUUUGUCUUCUUUUGAUUUCUUCUUCUUCCAUGUACCUUGCACUUUUCUGUGUGCUCCGUGCCGACCACCAGCCUGCGACGGCUCCGCGUGGUCGGCCCGUUUUCUUUUGACUGCACUGGUUCGGUGUCACGGGGAGACGCGCUCAGUGCGGUGUCACUAAAAGGAAACACCUUGGUUUGCUGUACUCUCAUCGUUUCUUUUUCUGCUGUGGCUUCUCUUUGAUUUUGUAAAACAGUCCGGAUAUUUCUUCUUCUUUUUUUCUUCUUCUUCUUCUUCUUGUUUGUUUGUUUGUUUGAUGAAAACAAUCCAUGUAAAUAUCACAAGUAAAAAAAUGUAUAUUUUUACGACUUCUGAGUUAUUACUCUUUCAUUUGCAAAUAAAAUACUCAAUGACAACUUAA
Solea senegalensis (Senegalese sole) is the source of this 6289-nucleotide messenger RNA. It is a transcript of the gene clmpb, whose product is annotated as CXADR like membrane protein b. Gene Ontology annotation, cellular component: cell surface; cytoplasmic microtubule; membrane. NCBI's taxonomy places the organism in Eukaryota, Metazoa, Chordata, Actinopteri, Pleuronectiformes, Soleidae. The record is from RefSeq and is a predicted model, not a curated record. The coding region runs from base 221 to 1381 and encodes 386 amino acids. The transcript has 7 exons.